Molecule: messenger RNA, 3050 nt
Organism: Monomorium pharaonis (pharaoh ant)
Lineage: Eukaryota; Metazoa; Arthropoda; Insecta; Hymenoptera; Formicidae
Product: sodium-coupled monocarboxylate transporter 1
Exons: 8
Coding region: 99-1907 (602 amino acids)
Biological process (GO): sodium ion transport; transmembrane transport
Cellular component (GO): membrane
Molecular function (GO): symporter activity
Source: RefSeq, a predicted model, not a curated record
CGAAGGACAGAAAGAGAUUCGUAUACUUAUAUGUAUCACGUAUCGCUGUCUUUUCGGUAUUCGGAGAAAAAGGGUCCAUCCGAACUGAUUCGCUCUUAAUGAAACUUGAGGGAGUAGCAAUGGAAAAUCCUCUUACCACCAGCAUCCCGUUUGACCAAACGGAGAAUUUGAAUCAUUUCGUGUUCGGAUGGCUUGAUUACACGCUCUUUGGGCUGCUGCUGCUCGUCAGCGUUCUCAUCGGUGUGUACUUUGGCUUCUUCAGCAAGCAAGACAGCACAACGGAGUAUUUCCUGGGCGGUAAACGGAUGGGAUCUUUUCCUGUUGCGAUGAGCAUCCUGGCUAGCCACGUCUCUGGUAUAAGCUUGCUGGGUAUACCCACGGAGGUCUUUCAUUACGGAAGCCAAUAUACCGCGUGCGUCAUCUCGUCGAUUCUCACUGCGGUCAUCACCUGUUAUGUUUUUCUGCCUGUCUUUUACAAAUUGCAACUAACCAGCACUUUUGAAUAUCUGGAGAUCAGGUUCACCAGGCCAGUCAGAAUCCUUUCUUCAGUGCUAUUCACUAUUUCGCUCUUCAUGUAUUUGCCCAUUGUCAUCUAUGUACCUGCUCUCGCCUUCGCACAAGUCAGUAAUCUGAGCGUUCAUGCGAUAACGCCAGUACUCUGUAUCGUGUGCAUCAUUUAUACUAGCAUUGGUGGUCUAAAGGCGGUAGUAUGGUCGGAUACUAUACAAUUUUCCGUAACCGUCGGUGGACUCUUUGUGGUUCUUGUGCUAGGAAUAUUGUCCGUUGGUAACGUUGAAAAAGUGUGGAGGAUUUCCAGUGAAGGCGGUCGUCUUAUUUUCUUUGAUAUGGAUCCGAGUCCAUUGGCGAGGAAUACUUUUUGGAGUAUGACUAUAGGUAUGACGGUAAUAUGGCUCGGGCAUCACGGUGUUCAUCCAGGUACGGUGCAGCGAUUCCUGUCAGUACCUAGAGAAAUUGACGCCAAACACGGCAUGGUGAUUACCGCGAUAGGAUUGAUAAUCGUCAAACUGAUCUGCGUAUUCAUUGGAUUAAUCAUGUUCGCCAAAUAUUAUAAGUGUGAUCCUUUCUUAACGAAGGCGAUUAGUCGCACCGACCAAACUUUACCAUACUACGUAAUGGACGUUGCUGGACAUCUGCCAGGACUUCCGGGAUUAUUCGUAGCGGGUCUAGUAAGCGCUGCGCUCGCAACUCUGAGCGCCAAUCUAAACACCGUGUCCGGUACCAUUUACGAAGACUUUAUAAAUCCGCGGAUUCCAGAUAGUCCCAAGAAAGAAGCUAUGGCUACCAACAUUAUGAAAGGCAUUGUUGUGGUAACCGGAGUGAUCUCAGUUAUUUUGGUGUUCUUGGUCGAGCGACUAGGAUCAGUCUUCCAAAUAGGUGUAAGUAUGCGUGGUGUGACUGACGGACCCUUGCUUGGCCUCUUCGUGUUAGGAAUGCUAGUACCUUGGGCAAACGCGAAAGGCGCGUUGUUCGGAGGUUUCAUCGGUUUAAUCAACAUGCUUUGGCUAGUGGGAGGCGCUCAAUGGCACACCAUGCAUGACAGAAUUAAAUAUGAUUCAUUACCCACGUCGAUGGACAAUUGCCCAUUUAACUUGCCGAAUCAGACCUUUUCGACCAAUCCAGCUACUCAAAUAGACUCCAACGAGAAGCCCAUGAUACUUUUUCAAAUAUCCUUCAUGUACUAUAACAUAAUAGGAGCGGUGAUUGUUGUCGUCGUCGGCACUAUCGCGAGUUAUGUCUUCGGUAUGGAUCUUGAGAGCGUAGAUCCCGAUCAUAUUACACCGAUGAUGAAAAGGUUUCUUCCGUCUCGAAAGUAUGCCCAGGUUUCGGUGAAAGAAGUGCCACCAUCACUCGACAUUGCGCCGGAGAAAAAAAUUAUUCAAAAAUGAAUUGCAAUCACGGUACGCGAAAAAUGAGUUGGAAGAUAAACUCUAUCUGAAAAAUGUAUAUUUAACGCGAAUGAGCGAUAAUCUUCACUUUAAAAGAAUCUCCAUCAGUCGAGUGGCGCCGAUGAUCCAUUCCCAUGUCAACUGACCGGGCCGAGGUUGGGAGCACCAGCCCACAACCAAGAGGUGUCUUUUAUUGAUUAAUAGACGCAUGCGCCAGCUAACUUGCUGUAACACAUAUCAGAUCGCGGUUGUUUUCGAUCUCUCAGUAUCCCAGCAUAUCCCAGUGUUUUUAGUAUCCAUUAUAGGAGACAUCGAUUGGUGUCUUUUCUAGAAAUUUUUGUGGCCAGGAAAAUAAGAUCGAGAAAUGUCUUUGAUAUUAUCCCAGCACAUAUUAUUCUGGAACAGUAUUUAAUUACUAUUAACUUUUUAUCUAUUAAGUAUUUAAUUACUAUUAACUUUCGUUUGAUCGAAAUAAUAAACAAGAUUAUUUUUUGCUGAUCGCUAUUUUUAUAAUAGAUUUUUUUACGUUGUUGGGAAACAAAUUUAAGUAAAUGAACAAAUAAUAUCGAGGGAACCGAUCGAAAUUAGAAUCGUGGAUAUUGAAAAUCAAGUUACGUUCCUGAAAAUGUUGAUCGGGGUUGCUCGGGGAUGACCGCGUGUCCUCGCAAAUAGGACAGCCGCGCCUACACGUGGAACGAAGUUUGUCGCGAAUGCCAAAUGUCCUUGUUGAUUCAACAAGUACGAGUGUCGAUAUCCACAUGGCAUAGUGAUUUCUUGAUCGCGACAACUUUACAAGUGGGUGACAUAUUGUAUCAUGGUCGAUACCGUCGAAUCACAUGAAUCGCCAAGAAUGUCGAUGCACGAUCAACAUAGUAGAAAUUGCUACUUGAAAAAUCGAGGACUACAAUGAGAAAUUUUCAUCACAUAUACGUCCAAGAUGAACAACCAGAGUAAGAGAUUUAUGACACAAUAAGUCACGUUCCAGUUUCUUACAUUAUUAGUUAACAUCUAACUGCAUCUUACAAUUAGAUAAAGACCUAUCAUAAUAGUUGUGAUUCCAAGAAGAUAUUUCUAUUCUUUGUGCACAUCUUGACUCGAUGUUUAGCAUUUAAAGUUAAAAAAAUUAAAGAAUUAUCAUUGAUA